This is a messenger RNA of Auxenochlorella protothecoides, 999 nucleotides long. Its product is annotated as Ribonuclease DdI. The transcript has 3 exons. Bases 1 to 999 code for a protein of 332 amino acids. Gene Ontology annotation, molecular function: RNA binding; ribonuclease T2 activity. The record is from RefSeq and is a predicted model, not a curated record. NCBI's taxonomy places the organism in Eukaryota, Viridiplantae, Chlorophyta, Trebouxiophyceae, Chlorellales, Chlorellaceae.
AUGCCAGCAAAUUCAGUCGACAAAGCUGCUCGCCAUUCUUCAUGUUUCUACAGACGGAUGAUGUUGGCAUUGCUUGUGUGCGCCCUCUGCCUCCUCACGGGCGCGUCUGGGGAGGCCCUGCCCAGCCCAGGGUUUGACCUCCUCCUCCUGGUCAGGUCGUACCCCCCCGGCUUCUGUUCGCAUCAGCACUGCCACACCCCCGCCAGCUCCUCGUUCACCAUCCAUGGCCUGUGGCCCGAGUACAAGACCGGGGGCUGGCCCCAGUUCUGCGGGGCACACACGACCCACCAGGCCGCCGGGCCGCCCACCCCCGCCCAAAACUGCCUGUGGCCCAGCCUGAUCGGCCCCAGCCCCGGGUUCUGGGAGCACGAGUGGGCCAAGCACGGCACCUGCGCGGCUCCGCUGCUGGGCAACCGCACCGCCUUUGUGGCGACGGUGCUGGAGCUGCACGAAAAGUACAACCUGGACGUGGCGCUGGGGAACGCGGGGGUGCUGCCCUCCAGCAGUGGCGACUACGCCGCGGAGGACCUGCAGGAGGCGGUGCGGGCCGCCUACGGCGCCGCGCCGCUGCUCUCCUGCACCGCCGGCACGCUGGUGGAGGUGUGGAUGUGCCUGGACCUGGAGCUACGUGUCAUGGAUUGCCCGCCCGCGGUGCGGCCGGGCCCAAAAUGCGGCGCAGACGUGCGGCUGCCGCGCGGCGCCGAGGUGCCGCCCCGCUGCCGCCCUUUCUCCCCGCCCUGGGGAGCAGCGCUCCCCGGCGCACGCAAGGGAGGGGAUGGCGCACGCGACGGCGGCGGCGGCGGCGGCGACGGCGAUGACGGGGGUGAGCAGGGCGACCGGCCCUCCUGGCGCGUGGCCGCGGUCCUCCUCCUCGUCCUGGCCCUGGCCUACGUGGCCAUGUACGGGGUGCAGCGCCUGAUGGCGGAGCGGGUGGAGGCCGAGGAGCCCCUCCUCCUCGUCGGCCGCGGCUGGCAACAGGGGGGCCGGGCAGACCCCUGA